AUGCCCGCGGCUCCGCGGCCGCCGUCAUAUCCGGCUCCCGCCCAUCCGGGCCAGCGCGGCGGGGCCGGGACGGGCACCAUGGCCGCGCCGGGGGCGGCGGGCGGCGGCAGAAGCGGUGCCCCCGCUGCCGAAUGGGGCGGCUUCGAGGACAACAUGCAGGGUGGCGGCUCCGCCGUCAUCGACAUGGAGAACAUGGACGACACGUCGGGCUCCAGCUUCGAGGACAUGGGGGAGAUGCACCAGCGCAUGAAGGAGGAGGAGGAGGAGGAGGAGGCGGAGGGCGAGGCGGGCGCCGGCGAGGAGGAGGACGGGGAGUUCCUGGGCAUGAAGGGGCUGCGGGGGCAGCUGGGCCGGCAGGUCGCUGACCAGAUGUGGCAGGUGGGGAAGAGACAAGCCUCCAGGGCCUUCAGCCUCUACGCCAACAUCGACAUCCUCCGGCCCUACUUCGAUGUGGAGCCCGUCCAAGUGCGAGCCAGACUGCUGGAGUCCAUGAUUCCUGUGAAGAUGAUUAAUUUCCCACAGAAGAUUGCAGGCGAGCUGUAUGGACCCCUCAUGCUGGUUUUCACAUUGGUGGCCAUUCUUUUGCAUGGAAUGAAGACCUCAGACACCAUCAUUAGGGAAGGCACGCUGAUGGGCACAGCCAUUGGCACCUGCUUUGGUUACUGGCUGGGCGUCUCAUCUUUCAUGUAUUUCCUGGCAUAUCUGUGCAAUGCCCAGAUCACGAUGGUGCAGAUGCUGUCACUGUUGGGCUACGGUCUUUUCGGACACUGCAUCACUCUCUUUGUCACCUAUAACAUCCACUUCCACUCCCUCUUCUAUAUCUUCUGGUUGGUCGUUGGUGGACUCUCUACACUACGAAUGGUUGCUGUGUUGGUGUCACGCACCGUGGGACAUACCCAGCGGCUCAUCCUGUGUGGGACUCUUGCUGCUCUGCAUAUGCUUUUCCUCCUCUAUCUGCACUUUGCUUAUCACAAGGUGGUGGAAGGUAUCCUGGACACAUUGGAAGGACCCAACAUGCCGCCCUUCCAGAGAGUUGCCCGAGACAUUCCAGUUGUUUCCAAUGCUGUACUGAACACAACAGCCAAAGCCAUUGCAUUGACCCUCUAGUUUUACAGACUUGGACUUGCUUCCUUCACUACUUUUGGGGCUGCACAGGGCCACAGUAAUGUGCUGCCUGUUGCAGGACAGAACAGCAAGAAGACAACUUGGUUUUGUUUUCCUGGACCUGUCCUCUGUGUUACGGUUUUGGGCAGCUGAGUGGACUCAGCAGAGGUGAGUCACACCUCAGUGACUCAGAAGAGCUGUCUGUACUCUUCCCCCAUCCAGGUGUGGGCUAUCUUGAGUAGAGUGGUUCUGUUGCCUGCAUGUUUAGCUGGGAUUUCCCAGCACAGUUUGUUCCUUAGCCCUCUUUCCGCUUGCUGAUGUAACUCCAGGAGUAUCUGCCCUGUUCCUGUCCUGAAGAGGGAAGAAUUAAAUUGAUGUUGGUGCUGA
Molecule: messenger RNA, 1491 nt
Organism: Serinus canaria (Common canary)
Lineage: Eukaryota; Metazoa; Chordata; Aves; Passeriformes; Fringillidae
Gene: YIPF3
Product: Yip1 domain family member 3
Exons: 9
Coding region: 1-1107 (368 amino acids)
Cellular component (GO): Golgi apparatus
Source: RefSeq, a predicted model, not a curated record